UUAAAUUAUUAAAUCUUUAAAACUGUUCAAAUAAAAGAAAUGUCAUUCAAAUAAGAUACAAAGUAAUAAGUUCGUGAUAAAGAGUUCAGUUCAGCUCAUUAGAAAUUUGAGUACUGGAUUAAAAAUCCUGAAAGCCAUACUUAAAAUUUGUUCAAUAAAUAAGAUGACUUUAUACUAACAGAUUAAGAAAAGAUGAUCGCUGGUGAUAUAAUUAGAGAAUAUAAUAAGAAGCUUGAUGACUUCAAGAGAUUUAUUAAUAGAGAAUAUCUAUCCUUUGAUUAUAAAAUCCAUAAAUGCAUGUAUAAUCACUGUUACGAUGAUAUAUUUAAAAGCACUGCUUAAGUUAAUUAAUGUAUUCAUAAAUGCCAUCAAGGAAUAGAAAAAGCUGAUAAAUUUGUAAACAAAUAAAUGGAUGAUUUUAAUCUUGAGUUCAACACUUGUUUAGAAAAAGCUUAAAAACGUACCAAAGAUAUCAUGAAUGAGUCUUUUAAAUGUUACGAUGAAAUGUUAAAUAGAUUUAAUAAUUUAAAAAGAAUGAUUAAAACAGAAAUGGACUAUUAUUAAUGA
Molecule: messenger RNA, 567 nt
Organism: Tetrahymena thermophila SB210
Lineage: Eukaryota; Ciliophora; Oligohymenophorea; Hymenostomatida; Tetrahymenidae
Exons: 1
Source: RefSeq, a predicted model, not a curated record